This is a messenger RNA of Haplochromis burtoni (Burton's mouthbrooder), 2542 nucleotides long. Its product is annotated as protocadherin alpha-3-like. Gene Ontology annotation, cellular component: plasma membrane. The record is from RefSeq and is a predicted model, not a curated record. The annotation marks the transcript as partial. The transcript has a single exon. Gene Ontology annotation, molecular function: calcium ion binding. Lineage: Eukaryota; Metazoa; Chordata; Actinopteri; Cichliformes; Cichlidae. Gene Ontology annotation, biological process: homophilic cell-cell adhesion.
UGGUCUUACUCUAAAGCUACUCAGCAGUAUGACGUGUGUUUCAGCUCAGACACACUCAAGAGUGACGUAGUAGUUUUCCCCGCCUCGUUUCCACCUGUAGAUGGAGAACUGAUCAGUAUUAACGGAGGAGACACUUUUACCAGGACUCAGACUUUACCUAACAAAGAUAAGGUGAGUCCAUAAAAUCUACAGAUCCCUUUUCUUGGUCGUGAUUGCAUCAGUUUCCAUAGCGUGAUGCUUUUCAGUUACUGUUUUUAACAGAAAAUAUUUAACAACUGACUUAGGAGUGGUCUUGACUGUUUCAUUAUUUUUUUAAUCACUGUUGUUAGAAAUUCUGUACCUUUAAAUUCAUUUGUGCAACAGAAAUGUGCGAGAUAUUAUACCUUUGCUCCAUUAUUUUUGUCUGAUUUUAUAUUUUACUAUUCAUUAUACUUUAGCUACUUUCCUUUAACUACACAGCAUAUAGUCUCUUCCAUCCAGAUGAAAAGUCAAACGGUGCUCUCCAUGGUCCUGAAACGACAGCUAGUUUAGUUUUGCGAUCAUCUCAUUGAUUGAGCAUCUGGGCUUUCUCUGGGUUGUCUCUUUGUAAGCUGUAAUGCACUCGUAACUAUCUUUGUAUCGCAGAAAGAAAAAUUAUAUCAAUUUUGUUCUUUUUCAUGAGCCAGUAGGUGUGGAUAAUCACAGUCACCACAAGGAGACGGUAUAGACCGUAACACAACAGCUUCCGUUUUGUGUUUAACGCUCCUCCCAGAGACAGUCCACACGGUGUUGUAACAAAGAGAGUAGUAGGUGUGGGUACAUUGCGACAGCCACCCGUCUGGUCUGAAAAUUGGUGGUAUAUGUACUACAUUUGUUCGAAUUUUUUAUAGGAAUUUCAAAUUCGAAUGUAUGCCGUGUUGUGCUGAACGGAAUUAUGCCUUUAUCGUGUCGCAACUGCUUUUCGUUGAUAUACUUAAUACUUCUGAUACUGGAUUAUUGUUGUAAUGAAGCGUCUGGGCAGCUCUCUUAUUCCGUCUCAGAGGAGGUAAACUCGGGAACAGUUGUUGGAAAUAUUGCCAAGGAUUUACAUUUAAACAUACCGGAUUUGGAGACCCGUAUGUUCAGGAUUGUUGGAGGAUCUAAAAGAAAAUAUUUCGAGGUAAAUACGAAGACUGGAGUCCUCUACGUGAAUGAGAGAAUAGACAGAGAGAAGCUCUGCGGGAAAGCUGUGAGAUGUGCCGUAACUGUCGAGGCUGUGAUAAAUGAACCUUUAAUGCUGUACCGUAUAGAGAUUAAUAUUCUUGAUGUCAAUGACAAUUUUCCGCAUUUCAUUGCAAAAUCACAGAAUAUAGACAUUCCCGAAAGCACAUUACCCGGGAUAAAAUUCCCCCUACUGCAGGCCUACGAUGCAGAUGUUGGAAAGAACGGCAUCAACACAUACAGGCUGAGCUCGAAUGAACAUUUUUCAUUAGCAAUAAGCAAAUCAGGUGAGAGUAUUUCGACUGAGCUAAUGUUACAGAAAGUCUUAGACAGAGAAAAGGAACCUCUGAUUAAGCUCACGUUAACAGCCUUAGAUGAUGGAAGUCCACCGAAGUCUGGAACAUCAGAUAUUAUGAUCAAUGUUUUAGACAUUAAUGAUAACACACCAGUGUUUGCAAAGUCGCUGUAUAAAGUGCGUGUGUUUGAAAACGUACCGAUAGGCACUACAGUCCUGACUUUAAAUGCUACAGAUGCAGAUGAAGGAACAAACAAAGAAAUCAUAUAUACACUUAGCACAAAGGAGCAGGACCACGUGCUGCAGAUUUUUAAAAUCGAUCCGAACACGGGCACACUGACGGUGGAAGGAAAUGUGGAUUUUGAGGAAUACCCAGUCUUUGAGAUUCGUGCACAGGCCAGUGAUAAAGGCCAACCUCCGAUGUCCGCUCAUUGUAAGGUGCUGGUUGAAGUGUUGGACCUAAACGACAAUGCGCCUGAGAUUUUUGUGACGUCACUACUGAAUACUGUGAAAGAAGAUGCAAAAGCAGGCACCGCUGUUGCACUUGUUUCAGUGGUAGACAAAGAUGGCGGUAAGAACGGUGAAGUGCAUUGUACUGUAGAUGAAGAUGCUCCCUUUAAAUUGGAAGCAAACUAUAAAAAUUAUUACUCAUUGAUAGUGGUUGCCCCCUUAGACCGAGAGACUGUCUCUAGCUACGACGUCACCAUAAUAGCAAGCGAUGGCGGUAGUCCCCCGCUCUCAAACACCAUUAUUGUCCCUAUUCAAGUUUCUGAUGUUAAUGAUAACGCGCCUCAGUUCUCGUCAUCGAUACUUAACAUUUAUGUUAAAGAAAACUGCCACGUGGGGACAAUUCUUAAAACGGUAACCGCCUUUGAUGCAGAUAUGAACAUAAAUGGUGAAGUGACUUACAGUUUUAUGGAAAGCAAAAUUAACUCAGUCGCACUGUCUACAUUAUUAAACAUCAACUCAGAGACUGGGGAUAUAAUCACCCUUCAGUCUUUUAACUAUGAGGAGUUAAAGACGUUCCAGUUUAAAGUUCAGGCCACAGACUCUGGUGUUCCUCCACUC